AUGGACAAUACCUUAGACGUUGUUGUUGAAUUUUCAGGAGGACUUGAAACUUUAUUUGGCCACCAACGUGUUCACCAUAUUAGUCUAUCCUUAGCCGAUCCUGCGCUUAAUGGUUCUUCUCCAACUAUUGCUUAUUUGAUACAUUUUUUAUCUCAAAAUCUCAUGCAAGAUUCCCGAAAGGACUUAUUUACCAAAGAUAAUACUGUACGUCCUGGCAUUCUUGUUCUUAUUAAUAAUGAAGACUGGGAGUUAAAUAAUCAAACACAAUAUAUUAUUCAACCCAAAGAUCAAAUUACAUUUAUUAGCACAUUACAUGGUGGUUAA
This is a messenger RNA of Pneumocystis jirovecii RU7, 324 nucleotides long. Its product is annotated as ubiquitin-related modifier URM1. Bases 1 to 324 code for a protein of 107 amino acids. Gene Ontology annotation, biological process: tRNA thio-modification; protein urmylation. The transcript has 3 exons. The record is from RefSeq and is a predicted model, not a curated record. NCBI's taxonomy places the organism in Eukaryota, Fungi, Ascomycota, Pneumocystomycetes, Pneumocystales, Pneumocystaceae. Gene Ontology annotation, cellular component: nucleus; cytoplasm. Gene Ontology annotation, molecular function: protein tag activity.